Messenger RNA from Drosophila kikkawai, 627 nucleotides. RefSeq lists its product as uncharacterized. The record is from RefSeq and is a predicted model, not a curated record. Lineage: Eukaryota; Metazoa; Arthropoda; Insecta; Diptera; Drosophilidae.
AUGCGCAGCUUGCAAAUGAUUUUCGGCCUCUCCACCCUCUUGAUGGCCUUCAUCCUGGUAACGGCCACCACCCCGCCGCGACCCACGACCACCAAACGCUCGAUUAUUACCCUGGCCCCCAGGAUCUGUCCCCUGCCGGCGAUCUGUGCCCGCAACAGUCCACGGGUCUGCGGACGAACCCCAGCCGGCGAUUGCCAGCGCUUCAACAACAUUUGCGAUUUGAUGCUGGCCAACAGGCGCAAAGAGCCCGCCGGAGUGCGGCAUACCCGCGACUUGGAUUGCAAGGAUGUGCGCGGCGUGGGGGCAGCCAAUAGGCGUCCCUGCUACCAGCAGUGUCCUCGCCGGCCGGUGGUCUGCAAGCGUUCGCCGCCGGCGCAGCACAUUUGCGUGAGGAGCCGGGACAAGAAGCAGUGCAAGGUGCUGUCCAACAACUGUCAGCUGCGCAACCAGAACUGCCACAGCCGACCCAGGAAUAACUGGCGACGCACUGACAAGCGGCGCUGCGGUGAACGCCAGUUGGGCGACAAGCCUGAGGAAUGCCAGAAGCUGCCACACACUGGAACCCGCAGGACCACCACCCGCAGGACCACCACCCGCAGGACUACCACCACUGCCAGGUCGGCCUAA